AGGCAAGAGCAACAGUUUCAGCCAUUAGCAGGCCUUGACUUGUUCACGGAAUAUGCCUGGCCCAUCCACAGACUCAGGGAAAUGCAAGUCUCGGAAGGGGGAAGCCAGGAAUAUCAUGGCUCCCUUCUCUCAGCACAUAUCCCGUUUCUGGAGAGCAGCUGAGACUUUUUCCAGGAGCCUUAAGAAAAAAGGCCCGGAGGGCAGGUUCCUCAACAGCCAAGACAAAAUGGAAGGUGAGGCCCUUGAGGGCAGCAGGCGUCCCCACCCCAAGCCCUGGUCUCAGCUGCUGCCAGGGCUGUGCCCCACAACCUGGAUCUUAGAAGGAAACAGAGGGGGCAGCGACCGGCCCUUCUUUCACUACAGGGUGUCAAGUAACCGCAGGGCAAUGAACCCAGAGCCCUCCAAAGAUGGCAGUCCAGCCCUUCUGCACAGGGGUCGGCUCGGGCUGUCAGCAGCUUCGGUAACCGAAAAGGACAGCCCCAUGGGACAGGUGGAGGAGGAAGAGUACUCCUGUGCGUACGGCUCAUUCUCCUAUCUGUUCCUCUGCUCCUUAGGUGGGGUCGUGAGCUGUGGUGCAACGCACACAGCGGUAGUGCCACUGGAUGUGGUGAAAUGCCGCAUGCAGGUGGAACCCAGGCGCUACCUGGGGCUCGUGCAAGGCCUUUCUCUCACUGUGCGAGAGGAGGGGAUGCGAGGCCUGGCUAAGGGAUGGGCUCCGACAGCCAUAGGGUAUUCCAUGCAGGGCUUUGGCAAGUUUGGGCUCUACGAGUUCUUCAAGAUACAGUACUCUGACUUGAUGGGUCCCGAGGAAGCUUAUCUGUGGCGGACUAGCCUCUACCUUGCUGCUUCAGCCAGCGCCGAGUUCUUUGCUGACAUGGCUUUGGCCCCGAUGGAAGCAGUCAAGGUUCGGAUUCAGACCCAGCGUGGCUAUGCCAACACGCUGCGAGAAGCAGUUCCCAAGAUGUAUAUUGAAGAAGGACUAUGGGCUUUCUAUAAGGGAGUGUAUCCCCUCUGGAUGCGUCAGAUCCCUUACACCAUGAUGAAGUUUUCCUGCUUCGAACGAACUGUAGAAGCGCUCUAUAAAUAUGUCAUUCCUAAGCCACGAGAUAAGUGCAGCAAGAUGGAACAACUUGGAGUUACCUUUAUUGGUGGAUACAUUGCUGGCAUCUUCUGUGCUAUAGUCUCACACCCGGCUGAUUCUGUCGUAUCAGUAUUGAACAAAGAAAAGGGCAGCACUGCUGUGGGUGUCCUCAAGAGGCUGGGCAUGUAUGGGAUCUGGAAAGGCCUCUUCACCCGUAUUCUGAUGAUCGGGACCCUCACCGGCCUGCAGUGGUUCAUCUAUGAUUUAGUUAAAGUUUAUCUCAAGUUGCCUCGGCCCCCACCACCUGAAAUGCCUGAAUCGUUGAAAAAGAAGCUCUCUAAAAAUUAAAUCCACACUAUGAGAUCUAUGCAGCUGUGUUUCAAGGAUGCUCUAAUUCUAUAAAAAUGUUUCAUUCACUUGAUUUGUGGAUAUCACUGAGCCAUGGAAAUUCAUGAUGGUUUUAUUCAAUCCCAGAACUCAGCUUCAGGGAGCUUCAACUCUCUAUUAAAUAAGCUAUUUAAAAUAGCUUCUUAAUGAAACUUUAAUGCAUGUCAUUUAACAGAAUAACAUUUUCUUGCAAUUUUAUUUUACUUUUAACUGCACUCAAAAUACAUAGCAGAUAAUGCUAUUACUAGUUUUUAUAAGCUGUUAAAUAUUUUAAGGUUAACCAUUUAAUAGCAACUGCUAGACAAGUUGGUUGUUGUAAUACUAUUGUGAUGAUUUGAAAAUUAUUGUCAACAGGUCAUGUUGUUAGGCAGCAUAGAUGGUAUUGUGAUUCUGAGGUACUGAACUAAAAAAUCCUGUGUGCAUUUGCUAAAUCUAAUUCUAUGUUUGAAGCAACAUAAAACUAUAAACUCUGAAAAAUGGCAAUCUUAACAGUACUGUAUUAGAAAGCUUAUUUU
Molecule: messenger RNA, 1983 nt
Organism: Candoia aspera
Lineage: Eukaryota; Metazoa; Chordata; Lepidosauria; Squamata; Candoiidae
Product: solute carrier family 25 member 3-like
Exons: 1
Coding region: 53-1429 (458 amino acids)
Biological process (GO): mitochondrial phosphate ion transmembrane transport
Cellular component (GO): mitochondrial inner membrane
Molecular function (GO): phosphate transmembrane transporter activity
Source: RefSeq, a predicted model, not a curated record